Clarias gariepinus (North African catfish) is the source of this 786-nucleotide messenger RNA. RefSeq names its product dynactin 3 (p22) (gene dctn3). NCBI's taxonomy places the organism in Eukaryota, Metazoa, Chordata, Actinopteri, Siluriformes, Clariidae. Gene Ontology annotation, biological process: cytoskeleton-dependent cytokinesis. Gene Ontology annotation, cellular component: dynactin complex. The record is from RefSeq and is a predicted model, not a curated record. Bases 44 to 601 code for a protein of 185 amino acids. The transcript is spliced from 7 exons.
GACGUCAUCGUCAUUUCCGGUUUGGAGAUACUCAGAAGGCAAAAUGGAAGGAAACAGCGCUGAUGAGUUGGAUACUCGCCUUCAAGCUCUGGAAAAGCGUGUGUACGGCGAACGUGGGCAAAGUAAUAAACCGGUUAAGUGUGUUGAAUCUUUGGCUAGGAUAAAUUCUGCCCUUGCCAACACUGCAAACAAGAGAGAACGAGUCAAGAUUCUUCACAAGAAAAUUGAAGAUUUGCUGAAGUUUAUAGAUCCACAGUUCACAGACCACAUUGCUGUACCAGAUGCGAUGAAACUGGAAUUUAUCCUGGCAGAGGAGGACUUCCUGCGCUCCCAGGCUGCCUUGCUGGAGCAGGUAAAUAACCUGCAGCCUCUGCUCGAUAGCCCACAUAUUAAAGCUGUUCCAGAACUUUCUACCAAAGUGCAACGUUUGUCUCAAAUUCACAUCAGUCAGCAGGACAAAAAUGAAGAGUUAUCCGCAGAUGUGAAAAGGCUGUUUGAAGAAUAUAACAAAAUGAUGUUUCUGUUGUCUAAACAGUUUACCCAUUGGGAUGAAACCCUGAGGAAACUGGAAGCACCCAAACAAGUCCCGCUAACCGAUUAGCGAAAUGAUGCUUAAUUUAUGACACUAAUUUAAUGUCAUUUUUUUUGUUGUACAUAUGUUCCUUAAUAGCUAAUGAUUUUGCAACUGUUUAAUAUGGUUUUCAGAGAUGAAUUAAACUCAAAGCAUGAAGUCAUUGAUGUACUUUAGAGUAUUAGCCUGAAUAAUAAAGUAUAAACAUUACACCA